AUGCUUUCCGUCAGACAGAUGAAGCUCUCCACGAGCAGGAGGCUGUUCAGCCGCACGUCGAGGGCGCUGCGCGCGUUCGCGGCCAACGGCGACGUCGACGGCCAGAACAGCGCGCCCUUCGGCGGCCAGUAUCAGGUCGUCGACCACGAGUACGACUGCCUGGUGGUCGGCGCCGGCGGCGCCGGCCUCCGGGCCGCGUUCGGGCUGGCCGAGGCCGGCUACAAGACCGCGUGCAUCUCCAAACUGUUCCCCACGCGGUCGCACACCGUCGCCGCGCAGGGCGGCAUCAACGCCGCCCUGGGCAACAUGCACAAGGACAACUGGAAGUGGCACAUGUACGACACCGUCAAGGGCUCGGACUGGCUGGGCGACCAGGACUCAAUCCACUACAUGACGCGUGAGGCCGCGGACUCGAUCAUCGAGCUCGAGCACUUCGGCGUGCCCUUCUCCAGAACCGAGGAGGGCCGCAUCUACCAGCGUGCUUUCGGCGGCCAGACCAAGGAAAACGGUAAGGGCGGCCAGGCCUACAGAACCUGCGCCGUCGCGGACAGAACCGGCCACGCCCUUCUGCACACCCUGUACGGGCAGGCGCUGAGACACAACACGCAUUUCUUCAUCGAGUACUUCGCCUUGGACCUCCUGGUCCACAACGGCGAGGUGGUCGGUGUCAUUGCCUACAACCAAGAGGACGGCACCAUCCACAGGUUCAGAGCCCACAAGACCGUCAUAGCCACGGGUGGCUACGGGCGGGCCUACUUCUCCUGCACCUCCGCGCACACCUGUACCGGUGACGGUAACGCGAUGGUGUCCAGAGCCGGCUUCCCGCUCCAGGACUUGGAGUUUGUGCAGUUCCAUCCAUCCGGUAUCUACGGCUCCGGGUGUCUGAUCACCGAGGGUGCCCGUGGUGAAGGUGGCUUCUUGGUCAACUCUGAGGGUGAGAGAUUCAUGGAGCGUUACGCCCCCACCGCCAAGGACUUGGCCUGCAGAGACGUCGUGUCCCGUGCCAUCACAAUGGAAAUCCGCGAGGGCAGAGGUGUUGGCCCAGAGAAGGACCACAUGUACUUGCAACUAAACCACUUGCCCGCCAGCGUCCUGAAGGAGAGACUGCCGGGUAUUUCUGAGACCGCUGCUAUUUUCGCCGGCGUCGAUGUUACUAAGGAGCCUAUUCCAAUUCUACCCACUGUCCACUACAACAUGGGUGGUAUCCCCACCAAGUGGACAGGUGAGGCUUUGACCGUUGACGAAGAAGGCAACGACCAAGUUAUCCCUGGCCUGAUGGCGUGUGGUGAGGCUGCCUGUGUUUCCGUUCACGGUGCCAACAGACUGGGUGCCAACUCUCUACUGGACCUUGUUGUCUUUGGACGUGCAGUCGCUCAUACUGUUGCCGACACCCUGCAGCCAGGUCUACCACACAAGCCAUUGCCAUCUGAUCUCGGUAAGGAAUCCAUUGCCAAUCUUGACAAGCUAAGAAACGCCACUGGCUCCAAGCCAACUUCUCAGAUAAGGCUGGCCAUGCAGAAGGCUAUGCAAGCGGACGUUUCGGUGUUCAGAACCCAGGAGUCCCUGGACGAAGGUGUAAGAAACGUCGGCGCCAUUGACGAGAGCUUCGAAGACGUCGGCACCACCGACAGAUCCAUGAUCUGGAACUCAGACAUGGUUGAAACUUUGGAGCUACAGAACCUGUUGUCGAAUGCAAGACAGACUGCCGUUUCUGCUGCUAACAGAAAGGAAUCUCGUGGUGCUCAUGCCAGAGAGGACUACCCUGAGAGAGACGACAAAGAGUGGAUGAAGCACACUCUGUCUUGGCAAAAGCAUCCCCAAGGCAACGUUGAGCUGGGUUACAGAAGUGUGAUCGCCACUACGCUGGACGAGUCUGAGUGUCCUCCAGUUUUGCCAACUGUGAGAGCUUACUGA
Molecule: messenger RNA, 1914 nt
Organism: Lachancea thermotolerans CBS 6340
Lineage: Eukaryota; Fungi; Ascomycota; Saccharomycetes; Saccharomycetales; Saccharomycetaceae
Gene: SDH1
Product: succinate dehydrogenase flavoprotein subunit SDH1
Exons: 1
Coding region: 1-1914 (637 amino acids)
Biological process (GO): tricarboxylic acid cycle; mitochondrial electron transport, succinate to ubiquinone
Molecular function (GO): flavin adenine dinucleotide binding; electron transfer activity; succinate dehydrogenase (quinone) activity
Source: RefSeq, a predicted model, not a curated record